CGCAAGUUCUGGCGUCAGGAAUAGAACAAGAUGCGGUUAGUGUAACUGGACCUGGAGCUGUGCCUCAUCAGGGGAUUUUUAACCAAGAUCAAGUGGCUGAGGCAGAGCACCUGCAGGAUCAAGAUGAGGCUGCGGCGGAAGCGACCAGAGGUCCGCCAGAAAAGAUUGCACAUGCGGAUGAGAAAGCUGGCAAAGACGUAUUGAGCCCUUUCGAGAACAUGAUCGAUGAGGAAGGCCGUGUGAAAAACACUUCGGUGGAUUUCGAUUUUGCAAAACUGCUGCAGGUGAAAGAGGGUGACCAAAUCGUCGCGCUCUUCGAUAAAGUGAAUCACGCAAUAGAAGACAAGAAAAGCGGCGGGAAGAGGAUUUUGCGAGAUGUCCUUCGACGGUUUUUUCAAGCAAUGUCACAGAAGGGAGAAGCAAAGCUAGAUGAAUUCUACAGGCUGCACGUUAAUCAUGUAGAAAGCCUUGGAAAGAUUUUGGAGCUGCGUGCCUGGAGAGGGCGGAAUGCAUUAGUUCCUUCUCUAGCAUCUGAUGGGCCGAGAAUCACACAUCAACAACGCUCAACAGCAUCCGGAGAAUCAAAGGCGUUCACAGCCUCAGACAGUUUUCCAGAACACCCAAAAGAGGAGAUUGUCCUUGUGCCCUUCUUCAAAGGAAAACAAGAGAAUAAGAAUAAGCAGAAGAACAAGAAGUUGGCAUCUCUUGUCCCGGGUAAUGGAAGAUACCUGCCACUUCCUCCUGACUGCCGGGCGCUCAAGGAGGCCGAGAGCCUCAAGGCCAAGAACUUAUGAAUGAUACGCAAGACAUUUGAUACGACAGAAUACAGAUCACAUGAUCACAUCAUAUUUAAUUUUUCCAUAGCAUCUGUAUUUACGUACAGAAGGAGGUACCUAUGUUUUACAGAUUCAUUUACUACAGAUUUAUUGUACAUUUUUAAGCGAGAUUCCUACGGAUCGAAUUGUUGAAAUGUCUCAUAAAUGAACCACUUAUACAUCGGCGAUGGUGAUGAACGGCCACGAGUUAUACGAGAUACCUCGCGUGCUUCGGAAAUUGUUGGAACACUAGUAAAAUGGAGUGAUCGCGAUCCCAAAGGCGUUGUGAAAAAGAUAAAGUCCUACGUCAAGACCGAGACUCCCGCGUGGACUCGCGAUCCCCAAGAAAGCUGCAAUGGACGGAAAAGCGACAAAGUCGAAGUCAUGUGGGCGGACCUCGCGACAAACCAAGUGAUUGACCACGGGGAGAUCGGACCAGUAAUGUUGCCUGCAACUGAGGCUUGCGAGUCCGCUGCGUCACACGGACUGGUGGAAAGUCCUCCUUGCUCAAAGAAAACGAUUGUUCAGCAAGGCAUCUUUGUGAACGUUUUUCCAAACUAUCCUAGACAGGCUUUGGCUCAACUCUUGAAGGAGGUGAAGGCAAACCCUUCUCGCUGGCGUCUUCUAGUCGGAACUAAUCGCCCAGUGGAGGACUUUUACCCGAAAGGUGGUGUCCUCUCAACGGAUUCUUCCGCUGAACAUUACGAACAAAGAAUUCUACUUUAAGCAGUUGUCCAAUCGCAAACAGUUUUAUUUACAGAUAAGUAAGGGCUUUCUUCGUCUUGUCUUGAGCUUGAGACUUGCUUCAUACAAUCCAUUUCUCCUUUAUAUAGCCUUAGAAGAUUGGGCACUGUCGUAGUAACUAAUGUUGACGAUGCAAUACAGAACCCUCGUCCCUCGCCUGGUUGUAAACCACUUUCAUGGCACGAUACAUGAAGCAAUAACAACCGGACGAAUACAGACUGCUCCAGAGGAUCUAGGCUCGCAACCAUCUGAGGACCAACAAGACGAUGAAUUGCAGUCGCACAGUCCGGAUGAAGAAUUAUUAUCACAAAAUGCGGCAGCAGCAGCUUCGUCAAAAGACCUGGGGAAAGAAGACGGCGAGACUGACGUCCCAAAAGGGGUUGUCGGCAGUGUCGUGGGUCCUGUUACAUCAUCGUCUUCAAUCGACAAGGGAGUUGUUGCCGGAGAACCUGAGAGAACACCUUCUUUUGACGCGGUCGUGGGGCCACUUCCUGUAGAUCAAGAACAAGGAGGCGCAGCUGCAACUAGUUCGCAGAAAGAUCAUAAUUCCGAAAGUGGUGAGGAACAGGACGAUGACCAUGAUUCGAAGAAUUUAGCAUCUGACAAUGACUCUGUUGACGGCGAAGAUGGAGGAACUACGGGUGCUUUAGCAUCAUCUGAGGUCGUUGAGGUACCACAACAACAAACGCAAGUACUAAAGGGAAAGGCCGAGGGCGUAGCGAAGGCUGAGGUGGAAACCAAAACACAGGAGCAUUCUGCACCCUCUGUAUCUCCUUCACCAGGUACAGGUGUGAAGCGGAAGCGGCCCUCAACACCACCUAGCAACAUAAGUCAAAAUAGCAACGCGGCAGGUAGUGCUCAUUGUGCGCACCACGCAUCUACUUCUAGCAGCGGCGCGGGUCCCACAAACGACGGAGCUCCACGUCCGCACGCCAUUUCAGCAUCGCCUGUAGCGAGCAGUCCAACUACAAGUCGGGACCGCAUUCCACGUCCAUUAUCUCAUACUCUGCGUCCCUCAGCUCCUGCUGCUUCUCUACAGACGUCUCCAGAACAGCUGUUCCCAGUUCUUGUGGCGACAAUAGGAGGCGCUUUUUCAUUUUUCCUUCUGGGAGCUAUUUUCGCAUUCGUUUUCUGGCGACGUAGUCGAAUGUCACGACGACCUCUAAGCAGUAAGGCAGACGAUUAUGCUAAGACUAUUGAAGAUCAUAGAGGAGGUGCAGGUAGUUGUACCCGAAUAUCGGACCAGAUGAAAGGUGGUGCUAGAACUUCAGCGGAACGCCGAGCGCUUCUUUCGAAAGACAAUCGAGACUCAUUGGACAAGUAUCGAAGAAGUACAGAAGUCGACGAAAAUGGCAGGAGAAAGAGCAACUAUGCUGAAGGCAGCACCUCCACGCGAGGUGGUUCAGGAGGCCGCGUGUCCAGAAGCCAGUUAAAACGCACUAGAUCUUUUAAGGCUCAACUUUCAUUGGUCAUAGAGGUUGGUCACUGAAAUCGAAGAGGGUCCACUCGAGAGAACAGGGGAAAAUGAAGGGAAAGGGGAGAGUUUUGGGGGGGGUCUCUUCCGUUCAGAGUCAGUGACCAGUGAAGGCUGAGCUUUAAAUCUUCUGCUGGACGAAACAAAUCUACUCGCACUUCAGGGAGUGGAGAGAGGAAGCGCGGAAGUGACGGCAGCUCAGGUCGGUCACACCGCAGUACCAGCAGACGCAGCAGCUCGCCCAGGUCCUCGCGCGAUAGUGGUGAUAGAAGUAGGUGCAGUCCACGAGGCUCGAGGAUCCACAACCAGCCGCGCACCUCCAACGAGCGGAACUAUCGAAAGAAAAAGGGGCCGCGCGAUUCUGGUGCAAGUUAUGAAGGGGAAUUCUUCACUAGUUGUUGCAACCUCUAAUCCUCCUGGAGAACCGCCUUUCUGUAGACUUUAUUUCGCUUUCGCUCCCUCUUGUAGUCUAAACCAAACCAAAAAGAGGAACCCGUACUACGAAGAACUUCUACUGUAGUUCCAAAAUUUUGAUUUGAAUUUUUUCCCACUUAAUUAUACCGCAUACAACGACGGACCCCCACCCUCUAAGCAAAUCGAAGUUCCAGCCAUGACGACGGACGGGAACAGGAAUGUCGGGACAGUCGCUAUAGCGGAGACGAAGAUCAAGGGUUCUUAGAUGAAGAUGAGAUGCACAGCGAUGAAGAGUUGGAGCGCAUUGAAGAGGGGGAUGAAAUCCCCUCUAGUGGAAACAAUGUAGAUGUCUAUAAUUAUCUUCAAGACACUGUUAAGGCUGUACCUAAUACAUCUUUGGACGUAUCCUUGGAACUACGUAUGGAGGAGUAUCCUAAGCGAAUACUCCCCCAUACUUUUCAAGGAUGCACUUGAAAGAUGAAUUACGGACAGCUCUAACACUGAGGAGGAGGACGAAAGUAGAGAUGCAGACAAUGACAUUGGUUCAUCCGGUGUGGAUGAAGAUGAGGAUUUCCAACAAGAGCAAGAUUGGCACUCAGAACAAGACAAGCCUCAACAGCAUCAAAUGAAUCCUCAAUUAUACCGACAUCAACAUAACUUUGAUCCUGUGCUGCCUUUGCAAUCUCCGGUACCUGUUGUGCCAGACGCGCACUCUCUACUUGUUCCGGCACAACACGAACUCAUACCGCAAGUAGGUCCUGCUGCAGGCUAUCAGCUGAACCACCACCUCCAGAACCAGACUAUGCAACAACCACAUCAGCACGAGCAGCCUUUGCUACGCGACCCACCCCAGGGACAUUCAUCCUCUAGUUCCCUACAGCCUCAAGCAGCCAUGUUGCAUCCAGCAACUCCAUCUACUACUCAAGGAGUACCACCUUCAGAUCAGUUCUCAGUCGAGGCCACUAGACUAGCAGAAUGUCAACGGGAGAUGAUGGAGCAACGGCGAGCGAUGGAAGGAUUGCUUCGGAUGGUGGACAAAAGGAUGAACGCUCGACCGCGUGUCAGCGAACAACGAGGAACUCCACCCGAGAAAGUCUACCAUAGUCUUUGAUCUCGAAGGAAUGGAGAUGAUUGAAAAUGCACAAGGAUUAGAUAGUACAAGGGGAGGGGUCAUUGGUAGGUACACGAAACCUUGAGGUUAUUACAUGUCUAUGAGAUUCUAGUAUUUAUCCAACGCAGCAGGUACUUUUUUUCCGAACAAGCAAACACACACUCACACCCACACUCACAUAAUAAACAUGAAUGUAUCCAUCGCUCAAAAAUAGAAAAACUCUCAUGUGAACGAGCAAAUUGGUAGUAUGAGGUCCCACAUAAACAUCAUUUUCAAUUUCAAGACAACAACAUCAACAUCACUGUUUAUUUUACUCUUGCUUACUUAACAUCGCUGUUAUUUACGUACUCUUGCCUACGAUUACAAAGAUCAACAUUGAAUGAAUAUUUGUUGAUCUUCAUGUUUAAGUAUUUACUCUUGCUUACUACAACAAAGAUUCAAUUCAAUCUCAAUGACAUCAUCUCUUACAUCUCUUAUUGGUCGGUUGUGGCAUUAGUUUUCUUCGGGGCACAGUAAAAGAAAAGCAUGCCUGUGUUGGCCUGUCACCUAUGGCACAGGUUUUGGUCGACAAUUUUGACAGCAUGCAUAUGAAUACCAACAUGUUGAUCAUAGGUUUUUACACAUUUUGACCAUACAACUGAUUCCCCCACGGGUACUGCUGCCAGGUAUCGUGGCCGUCUGCCUCUGCGAU
Molecule: messenger RNA, 5249 nt
Organism: Amoebophrya sp. A25
Lineage: Eukaryota; Dinophyceae; Syndiniales; Amoebophryaceae
Source: the annotation of a GenBank genome assembly